AUGGGAUUGAUAGGGCAGGUUAUGGUCACGGACAGUGGCUCGCUGCUCCCACUGGGGUUCUGGUCAGCCGUGGCCGUAUGGGUGGAAAGGCCGCACGUGGUCAACAAGCGCCUGUGCGGAUCCAGGCUGGAGGCCUCGGGGAGGCUGAGCUGGACGACGUUGGAGGAGACAACAGCGGCAUCUAAGGGGCCACUUCCAGGGGCAGAGCCGGAGAGGAGAGAUGGCGUGGGCUUGGUCCUUGGUCAGUGGGGGGAAGUGCAGGCCCCAGGGACGCCUCUGGGCCCUCCCUUGGACCUGGAUCCCUCUUGGAGGAAUCUCUUCCGGGACUUCGUUACUAACGAUGAGGAAGCGCUGCACUUUCUUAGGGGAUGCAGGGCGGAAAAGCAGCCGGACCUUGGACCCGAGCCCGAAGUAAUCCUUAGAACUCUCAUCCCCAAACCCAGUACCCUGUGCCCUUUGCCGGCUCCGAAAAAAGAAAUAGUUGUUAAAGAUGUCUUCAAUGGAGCUAUAACCUUUUUACCGCUAGAAGGAGAGCAACAUUUAAAAGUUAAGAAAAGCAAUGUUUAUCAAAUUCAGCUAAGACAUAAUAAAGAUGAAGAAUGGUGCAUUUCCAUGUUUGUUUUCUGUCCAGAAAGAUGGGAUUCAGACGGAGUCAUAUACCCCAAGUCUUCCUGGCUUGGAAAAGAAUUGUUGUCCAAGUUGGCCAAAUGGUCCGUGGAAAAUAAGAAGAAUGAAUUUAAAAGCACUCUUUCACUCAUUUCACUUAUGAAAUAUAGCCAGAUUUACCAGGAACUAAAAGAGAAGUACAAAGAAAUGGUUAAGGUAUGGCCUGAAGUAACAGAUCCUGAAAAAUUUGUAUAUGAAGAUGUUGCUAUUGCUACUUAUUUGUUGGUUCUUUGGGAAGAAGAACGAGUUAAGACGGGAGUAACUGAAAAACAGUCCUUUAUCGACUUGGGGUGUGGCAAUGGACUCCUUGUUCAUAUUUUAAGCAAUGAAGGGCAUCCAGGUAGAGGGAUUGAUGUCCGAAGAAGAAAAAUAUGGAACAUGUAUGGACCACAAACUCAGUUAGAGGAAAGCGCAAUUAGACCAAAUGAUACUUACCUUUUCCCAGAGGUAGAUUGGUUAAUUGGAAACCAUUCAGAUGAGCUGACCCCAUGGAUACCUGUGAUUGCAGCAAGGUCAUCAUAUAGUUGCCGUUUCUUUGUCCUGCCUUGUUGUUUCUUUGAUUUUACUGGAAAAUAUAGCCGAAGGCAGAGUAAGAAGACCCAGUACAGGGAAUACCUUGAUUUUAUUAAAGAAGUGGGGUUUACCUGUGGAUUCCAUGUUGAAGAAGAUUGCCUUAGAAUCCCAUCAACAAAAAGAGUUUGCCUUAUUGGAAAAUCCAGAACAUAUCCAGCUACUGAAGAAGCUUUAGUUGAUAAGCAGAGAACAGAGUAUAUUGAUAGGAGACAAUUCACUGUCCAGAUUCCUCAUAGUGAAGACUCUUCUUGUUCCUCUCCAGGCAGCACAGUAGAAACUAAUCAUUGUGAUCAUCAUGUAUCUUUAAACUGUCUCAGGGAUGAACCUCCCAAAGGUCAGUUUCCUGAAAAUGAAAGAAAGGAGUCCCAGGAAAAUGGAAUCUGGAUAAAUGGAUUUCAGCCUAGAGACAAAAUUGAACAAGUUAGGAACUGUGCUUCUCUCCCACGGGACUUCAUUGAUCAUAUAGUUUUGAAAGUUGCUAAUUUGUUGUUAAAUGGGAAGCAGCAGAACCCCAGAGAAGACCCUUGUGGUGGAAGUUUGAAAACCUGGAAUCGAGGAGGAAGCCUUUCCUUGGCAGAAGUAGCAAAUCAGUUAGAUAGAGAGACUUUACAAAGAUUAAAAAGAGAAUGUGGAGGCCUCCAAACCCUGCUGAAGAACAAUCAUCAGGUAUUUGAAGUUGUGAAUGGGAGAGUUUACAUUCGUGACUGGAGAGAAGAGAAGGCAGCAAAGAAAAACCAUCCAGAAGCCAAACGAAGGCUUUCAUCAGAAGCUUUUAAAACACGCCUCUGUUGGUUUUUUAUCCACCAUCCUGAUGGUUGUUCUCUGACCUCCGAAUCCUGUUCAUAUGCACAUGGAGUCCAGGAGUUAAGGCAGUCGCAUACUUUGAAGAAGAUAAAGCAAAUCCAGUGAUACUACAGCAGCAAGCUAAAUGGCACAGAUUUUGGGGGUGGGCAGGUUGAAUGAAGGCUGUUGCAUGUUAACCUACCUCUCUUUUGAAGUUUUUUGUGCCAGACUAAUUUGUGUAUUUCCUUUCAUCUUUCUCAAGACUCAUCUGGCAGAGUGGGACUUAACCAACGAUUGUUGUAGAGUUCUAGUUUUUAAAAGCUAAACAAAAUGUUGCUAAUUAUUUUUGAACAUAGAUCAUUUUAUGUUCAAAAAUUUGUACCAUCCAUUCUGCAUAUUAUUUGUAGCAUACAGUGUAUAUUU
Gracilinanus agilis (Agile Gracile Mouse Opossum) is the source of this 2445-nucleotide messenger RNA. RefSeq names its product tRNA methyltransferase 44 homolog (gene TRMT44). Bases 1 to 2148 code for a protein of 715 amino acids. The record is from RefSeq and is a predicted model, not a curated record. Gene Ontology annotation, molecular function: metal ion binding; tRNA (uridine) methyltransferase activity. NCBI's taxonomy places the organism in Eukaryota, Metazoa, Chordata, Mammalia, Didelphimorphia, Didelphidae. The transcript has 11 exons. Gene Ontology annotation, biological process: tRNA methylation.